Messenger RNA from Lagenorhynchus albirostris (white-beaked dolphin), 256 nucleotides. RefSeq names its product signal transducer CD24-like. The record is from RefSeq and is a predicted model, not a curated record. NCBI's taxonomy places the organism in Eukaryota, Metazoa, Chordata, Mammalia, Artiodactyla, Delphinidae. Gene Ontology annotation, cellular component: external side of plasma membrane. The transcript has a single exon. The coding region runs from base 20 to 256 and encodes 78 amino acids. Gene Ontology annotation, biological process: cell adhesion.
GCGCACCGACGGAGCGGACAUGGGCAAAGCGAUGGUGGCCAGGCUUGGACUGGGGCUGCUGCUUCUGGCACUGCUCUUACCUACGCAGAUUUAUUCAAAUCAAACAACUGUUGUAACGCCUUCAAGUAAUUCCUCCCAGCAUACCUCAGCUGCCCCCAAUCCAGCGAAUGCCACCACCAAGGCAAGUGACGGUACUCUGCAGUCAACAGCCAGUCUCUUGGUGAUCUCGCUCUCCCUUCUACAUCUCUACUGUUAA